This is a messenger RNA of Nothoprocta perdicaria, 1889 nucleotides long. It is a transcript of the gene IK, whose product is annotated as IK cytokine. Gene Ontology annotation, cellular component: nucleus. Gene Ontology annotation, biological process: mRNA splicing, via spliceosome. Lineage: Eukaryota; Metazoa; Chordata; Aves; Tinamiformes; Tinamidae. The record is from RefSeq and is a predicted model, not a curated record. The coding region runs from base 100 to 1629 and encodes 509 amino acids. The transcript is spliced from 19 exons.
CCGUUCUCCAACCCGCUGGCCCCCGACGGGCACGAUGUGGACGACGCGCACCCCUUCCACCAGUCCAAGCUCACCAACGAGGACUUCCGCAAGCUGCUCAUGACGCCGCGCGCGGCGCCCGCCGCCGCGCCGCCCUCCAAGUCCCGACACCAUGAGAUGCCCCGGGAGUACAACGAAGAUGAGGAUCCAGCUGCUCGCAGAAGGAAAAAGAAAAGCUACUACGCAAAGCUGCGGCAGCAGGAGAUAGAGCGGGAGCGGGAGCUGGCCGAGAAGUACAGGGACCGAGCCAAGGAGAGGAGAGACGGCGUCAACAAGGACUACGAGGAGACGGAGCUCAUCAGCACGACUGCCAACUACAGAGCUGUGGGGCCCACUGCGGAGGCGGAUAAGUCGGCCGCGGAGAAGAGGAGGCAGCUGAUCCAGGAGUCCAAGUUCUUGGGGGGUGACAUGGAGCAUACUCACUUGGUGAAGGGGCUGGACUUCGCACUGCUGCAGAAGGUACGAGCUGAGAUUGCCAGCAAGGAGAAGGAGGAGGAGGAAAUGAUGGAGAAGCCCCAGAAAGAAACCAAGAAAGAUGAAGAUCCUGAAAACAAAAUUGAAUUUAAGACUCGGUUGGGGCGGAACAUCUACCGCAUCUUGUUCAAGAGCAAGGCCUACGAGCGCAACGAGCUGUUCCUGCCGGGGAGGAUGGCCUACGUGGUGGAUCUGGAUGAUGAGUAUGCCGAUACGGAUAUCCCAACCACGCUGAUCCGCAGCAAGGCCGACUGCCCCACUAUGGAGGCACAAACUACGCUGACCACAAAUGACAUCGUCAUCAGCAAACUGACACAGAUCCUUUCCUAUCUCAGGCAAGGGACCCGCAACAAGAAGCUCAAGAAGAAAGACAAAGGGAAGCUGGAUGAGAAGAAACCCCCUGAAGCUGAUAUGAACAUCUUUGAAGACAUCGGGGAUUACGUUCCCUCCACUGCGAAGGUGCCACGGGAGAAGGAGCGGGAGAGGUACCGCGACAGGGAGCGCGACCGGGACAGGGAGCGUGACAGGGACCGGGAGCGAGACCGGGAGCGCGACCGGGAGCGCGAGGAGGAAAAGAAGAGGCACAGCUACUUUGAGAAACCUAAAGCUGAUGAUGAGCCUGCAGACAUCGACAAAGGGCCUGGCUCAGCCAAGGAGCUCAUCAAAUCCAUCAAUGAGAAGUUUGCUGGAGCUGCUGGCUGGGAAGGAACGGAAACGCUGAAGAAGCCGGAAGACAAGAAGCAACUGGGCGACUUCUUUGGCAUGUCCAACAGCUACGCUGAGUGCUACCCAGCCACAAUGGAUGAUAUGGCUGUGGACAGUGAUGAAGAAGUGGACUACAGCAAAAUGGAUCAGGGUAACAAGAAAGGGCCCCUGGGCCGCUGGGACUUUGACACGCAGGAGGAGUACAGUGAAUACAUGAACAACAAAGAGGCUCUGCCCAAAGCGGCAUUCCAGUAUGGAAUCAAGAUGUCCGAGGGGCGCAAAACGCGUCGCUUCAAGGAGACGAACGACAAGGCAGAGCUGGACCGGCAGUGGAAGAAGAUCAGCGCGAUCAUUGAGAAGAGAAAGAAGCUGGAGGCUGAUGGAGUGGAGGUGAAAAGGCCGAAGUACUGAAGCUGUGGCUGCCUUCCCACAUCCCAUCCUCCAGCACCUGGUGCCCCAGCUCCCUGGAUGCUGUUUCUAGAGCUUGCUAAUGUGCUGCAGACUGUGUUCUCCUUGUCCCCUGAGCAAUCUUCUCUCUGCUCCAGAGAUCUCCAGAUCUGCUCCUGGUAUGCUGGGGAGCUGCGUGUUCAGUUUCUUCCCCACUCUGGAGCCAGCUCUGCAGCGUGUGAUUUGUAACCCUUAUACCUGCAAUAAAAUUGCACUAACUUUGA